Messenger RNA from Pyrus x bretschneideri (Chinese white pear), 1069 nucleotides. RefSeq lists its product as uncharacterized. The transcript is spliced from 10 exons. The coding region runs from base 80 to 736 and encodes 218 amino acids. Gene Ontology annotation, molecular function: starch binding. NCBI's taxonomy places the organism in Eukaryota, Viridiplantae, Streptophyta, Magnoliopsida, Rosales, Rosaceae. Gene Ontology annotation, cellular component: starch grain; chloroplast stroma. Gene Ontology annotation, biological process: starch metabolic process; regulation of starch metabolic process. The record is from RefSeq and is a predicted model, not a curated record.
ACAACUGCAGCAAGUUCAUGGACAGGGAGAGAGAGAGAGCGUUCUGCAGCCCGCUAGCAGUUUUUGUUCAGAUCCAGGGAUGUCUUAUCUGGUCACUUCUCUCUAUGGUGGUCCCUUAGAGUUUACGUUUAUCGUGCAAAGCACAGAAGACCCUGCUUAUCGGGCUGUAUCUAUGCUACUAUCAGAGCUUAAGGACGAGGUUGAUGUUAAGAUUGUUGUGGCUGGUAUUUCAACAACCUGCGGUCAGAAAAUUCACAACCAAUUGCAAAAAACCUUGCGGCGAGCAAACAGGCACAACCAAUUCUGCCAGAAUUGCUGGAGAAUUCCACAACCAAGGUCAUCGAGUACGGCCGGAAGCAUGUUGAGGGUCGAGAUGGCGAAAGCACCAAUGUUGGCAAGAGCUGCGACCCCUUUUCAAGAAAAGCCAAAGACAUUCUCGACGAUGAUGAUAAUGGAGUUCAGGAUUAUGAUUCAUCCCGAACAACAAGGAUGGAUAUGCUGUCUAUGCCAACAAGGGGGUAAGUGGUGCUGUUUAGGGUUUAACUAUUUGAUUUCACAGAUUCAUUUCAGACACGGUUGGUCACGGACAUGGGGAGAAGAGCACUUUGGAAAUGGUAAGGUGCACAAAUAUGGAAAAGGCACGACAGGGGAAAGCUGGGAUGUUGUUGGGGAUGAGGAGACCUAUUACGAGUUGAUUCACAUUCAUUCUGUUUACUCGAGAAGGUCCAUUUCUUGAAAUAGCUUGCAUCCUUAUUGCUGGUCUGACAGUCAUUCUGUGGCUAAUUGUGGUUGUCUCAGAAUGCACGGGCUAAUUGUGGUUGCAUCCUAGCUAGCUACGAAGGGUCUUUAGUCUUAGCCACGACUUGUACGAAGGACUGUUCCCAGUUCCUGGUGGGGUUGUGAAUAUGACUAUACAGAUGGCCUACAGAUGGACUAGCUUCUUAAAUGGCAGUAUGUAUAGUUCAACCCUUCUUAUCAUCUUUGAGUAAGAAAAAUCAAAGCAUUAAUUAUUCUGCAUGAGUUUUCAUGCGUUCACGAUCAUGUGAAUACAUCAGAAUUUUUGGCCAAA